Molecule: messenger RNA, 17349 nt
Organism: Paraglomus brasilianum
Lineage: Eukaryota; Fungi; Glomeromycota; Glomeromycetes; Paraglomerales; Paraglomeraceae
Source: the annotation of a GenBank genome assembly
AUGUCUUCAGAUGAAGAAUCAGUAGACACAGAAACAUCGUUCGAAGAAGUGUCCAGUGUUGGUAGUACAGGGUCCAGCACGAGUACACAUGAAGUGUUCGCUGAUGAUAUUAUUACUACAAAGCCUGGUAAGGGGAAAGCCAGACAGAUUGAGUACAGCAGUGAGGAUGACUCUGAUGAAGGUCAACCGACUUUUGCGGACAUAUCACAAAGAAUUGGUGCAGAAAAUGUUCAAAUAGAUUCAGACAGUCAGGAGAUGACAGAUGAUGAAGAUUCUCAAUAUGUAAAUGCUCGAGAAGAUAGUCUUAGUGAUGAAGAUGAUGGUCCUAUGCCUAAUAAGAAUUAUCUCUGUGUACGAGUGUCUGACUCGUCUGGGCUUGACGAACUGACUGACAGUGCAGACGAAGGUGAUUCUAAUGCAAAUAGGGUUCAAGAGGAUAGUUCUAACGAAGAAGAUAUUCCUGCACGGCAAAACGACUAUGUCUCACCCGAGUCUGACUCACCGGUACCGCUGGAAUCAUCAGCGGAUGAAGAAGAAGAUUCUCCACAUGUAAAUACAAACGGGACUCAGGAGAAUAGUUUCAGCGAAGACGAAAUUCAUACGCAGCAAAACAACUACGUCUUUCCACACGCGUCUGACUUGUCCGAACCGCAGGAAUCAACGGACGAUCGUGAUGAACAUUUUCAACAUGUAAAUACCCGUACGACCCAUGAGGAUAGUUUUAGCGACGAAGAUAUGCCUAUGGACGAUGAAGAUGGUCCACGUGAAAAUUUAGGCGAACAACAUUCCCCACACGCAAAUCUAGAUGACCGGGAACAAAUCGAUGAUGAAGAAGUCGAUGACGAAGAAGUCGAUGAUGAAGAAGUCGAAGAAGAUGAAGUCAAAGAAGUCGAAGUUGAAGAAAAUGAAGACGAAGAAGAUGAAGUUGAAGAACAUGAAGUUGAUGAUGAAGACGAAGAAGUCGAAGUUGAAGAAAAUGAAGACGAAGAAGAUGAAGUUGAAGAAGAAGUCGAAGAACAUGAAGUUGAUGAUGAAGACGAAGAAGCUUCUGCACAUGCCGCAGAUAGUUCUCUGCAUGCAAAAACAAACGGCGAUGGAGAUAUUAAUAAACCCAAAAAGGAUCUUCACCUUAUGAGCAUGCAUGAUACUCCUGAAGUCAACGAAACAAUUACAAGCAACAAGAGCACCAAAGUUGCUACUGGUAAUGCCAAUCCUGAUCAGCAGGCAUGGAUUGAUGAAAGAUUUGCUGAAAUUCAGUCUUUGAUGGCAAAGCUAAAGCCACCGGGAGCAGAAGGAAUGCAAACCACAGCAAAACCUCUUUCGCUGCAUCCCGCGAAACCACAAGACAAGUCAGCGACUAGAGGUUAUAAAGGCGAUCACCGAAAGUCGAAAGAAAUGUCACAAAAGAAGGGUGAAUCUUUUAUUGACAAACUUUACGUGUCUGGUACUGGCGACAAGGCAGUCGAUGCAACUGAGGUCGAGAAGAUAUCAGGUCCAAGUAAACUCGAACUGCAAGACGAGUUAAACAUGCACAAGAUGGUAUACGAGAGUACAAGCCCUAAAUCGACAUCUACCGAAAGGCUUCAAGAAACUGAGAAGCCCAAAGAUAAAAAGCGAAAUCAAAAAAGUGAAGGAAAGCAUUCUGGACAGAAAUCAGAAUUGCUGCCAGAGAAAGAUGUUAAUCAAGAUCAAGAAGAUUUCCAUGACGACAAUUCUCAUAUCGGAAAGAAAUCGAGCAAAUUGAACACGUCCCCCAGUGGCAGUAAAAACAGAGAAUCUCUUCAUGAAACCAAACGUUUAUCAACUUCUACGAGUAAUCCGAUCAAAGGAAGUGCUAAACAAAAGGAAGAGCGUGUUGAAAAACAAGAUGCUCAUAAAGGCAAGAAAAAGGCUGGCAAACGUGGAAAUGGAGUAAAACUUGAUAGCGGCAUUGUUAGUACGAAGACGGGUGAAGGUUUGAAUACUCAACAAGCAUUACCCGUACCCGAAUCUGCAGCAGUCAUCGAUAACAGAAUGAACAGAAACAGUCCUUCACCUGGUUGUACUCUUUUCAGAAAACAAGAUGGCGAAACGGCUCACGAUUCUGAUUUAUCGGACAGUUCUUUGCAUUCUGGCGCUGGAGAAAUAGUUAGAUUGGCAGACGAAAGCCAGCCCAGCAGCGCUGCUCAGCAAACAUCGUAUAUACCCGAAGCUACGGCAUUUAGACGGGGACAGGGUUAUGAACCAAAACGUGAACCUGAUUUAUCAGAUGCUUCCUCGCGUUCUGCUACUGUUGGUACAAAAUUCGCGUUAGGAACUGAAAGUCCACAUGGUCGAACUACUCCGCAAGAGUCGCAGACAAACCCCAAAGUAAAAGGAAAGAAAUCUUCCAACAGGCAUCGUAGUGGCGCAAAACCUAAUGCUAGUACUGAUACAUUGACCAGGUCACAGGAUUCCGAUGAACCUAUUAGAGCUAAGCAAGAAUCACAGACAUCCGAAAAUAGCAAUACCAGCCUUUCGCGUAGUUCUUCCAAGAGAAACCAAGGUCACGGGAAAAAUCCUAAAUCCAAGUCACGUGGGAAGGGAAUUUCUGACAGAACUGCUCUGCAAACGUCCGAGAAUGACAGCAGUCCUUUGCCUAAUCCUUCUUCCAAAAAAAUCCAAAAUCACGGGGAAAAGCCGCAGGCUGGUGAUUCUUUGCAUUUUAACACUGAUCCUAAAAUCAAAUCACAGAGGGAAGUCAUUUAUGACAAAGCUACUCCGCAAGAAUCCAAGACGUCGAAAAAGAAACGGAAGAAGAAGAAACGUGAAGAACAAUCUAAUAUUGAUUCGGAUGACGAUUCCUUGCAACGUAGCAUUGACACAGCAACCAAGUCGCGGGAUGAAAGCAAUUUCAACAGGCGUAAUCAAGAAUCGCUCAAGUCCAAAAAUAAUAACAUCCCCUUGGCUGCUCCUUCAAAAGGAAACCAAAUUAAUAAAGCAAAAUCUAACUUCGACUCUGCUGACGAUUCCUCACAUCAUAAUAGAAAAAUCAAGCCGCAGGAUGAAAGCGAGCUCAACAGGAGUAAAAAAGGAUCGACCAAGUCCAAGAAUAAUAACCCCUUGUCUGUUCCUUCGAGAAGAACCCAAAUUAAUGAAACAAAAUCUAACGUCGACUCUGACGAUUCCUCGAAUCAUAAUAUCGACAGGAAACCCAGGUCGCGGGAUGAAAUUCAGCUCAACAAAAGUAAGCAAGAAACGUACAAGUCCAGGAAUAAGAAUAAUAGCCCUUUACCCGUUUCUUCACCCGCUCCUUCACCCGCUCCUUCACCCGCUCCUUCAACGAAAUCCCAAUAUAAUAGCGAUUCUCUGCGUCAUAAUGCCCAUACAAAAUCCAGGUCAUCAGACAUAAGUCAGUCUAACAGAACUGAUAAAGCAUCACAAGCAUCCAGAAGUAACAGAAACAGCACUUUGUCGAUGACUUCCAAAAGGGGCCAGAAUAGUGGAACAAAUGCUGAUCUCGAUUCAGAUGAAGAGUCUUCGCAUGAGCGCGCUGAUACCAAGUUCAGAAAGAAUGAGUAUCUGGAUAGCACAACUACUCGACAAGCGUCAACCCAAAAGAACACAAUUAGCUCUUCACCUACUCCGCAUCUCGAUUCAGCCAAUAAGUUUGGUGCUGCAGAUGUCUGGUCUGAGAAUAAAAAGCCGUCCAGCAGAACUACUCAACGAACAUCCAUGUUGGGUGAUGAAAAUCAGGAUAGCAAUCGCAAGUUGGGAGCUGAUAAUAUAAAUCGCUUCUCGCGUACUUUUGAUGCGGAUACUCGGCCUGCUGAUCAAAAUCAAUAUAACGAAACUAUUCGAGCAUCAUCUUUCACAAACAGCGACAACGGAUUUAAUGCAAACAGCUCUCUACCACGUGCUGGUAUCUCCUUCCAGAGAGACCAAAGCUACGAAACAACCCGUUCGUCAAUUUAUGGAGAUCAAAAUCAAAAGACCACUCAGCCAACGGGUUCACAAACGAGAGAUAGUCUUCACUUAAAUGAUGAUGCUCAUUCCAGGAACAUGGGUUUCGAGAAAAAUUACGGUUCAGAUAAUGUAGGGCUUGGGAAACAGCAUGGGCGUCCUACUACUGCUGGUAUCAUGGCUGAUUUAGAAAAUUCGCAUGGUGGUUUUUCGCAAAAUACUGGUGCUACUUCCGGAAAUCAAGGUCGCAACAAAUUAAAAGUAGGAAACUCACAAACUCGCUAUGAACCAAACGCCAAGGUAUUCCAUGUGUAUAUGCCUAAAAACUUGCCAAAAGGAUGUGAGGUUUGGGUUGUUGGCGACAUUCCCGAAUUGGGCAACUGGAAAAAAUUAAUGGUCCCUCUUACACAAUCAAAGAAUUCAAAAUAUUGGUAUUCGAAGCCGGUGGAAAUUCCAACAGUUCGCUUUGGGAAUCCCAUUCGCUACAAGUAUCUCCUUACCCUUAACAGCAGUAAGAGAGCACUUUGGGAUGUGCGGGGUUGGUUUGCGUCAAAUUCUGGUGACGUUUUUUUGUUUGAAGGCUAUGACGAGCGUGAUAACCGCACAUGCAAUCCUGCAAAGAACCAAUAUGAUGUCUGGAAGCCAAAUACCCAGUACAAAGUUUAUUCUAAAGAUCUUGAAUCAGAGUUUGCCUUCCCCUUGCAUGUAUUUCAAACGGUCACCAACGAAAAUCUCAAAGAAAAAAUAAUGGAUUACCAAAGACUACUCAAAGGAUAUGAGGGCUUAUGUAUCAAAGAAACGCGCUUUAUUGUUGAUAAUUAUUCUUUCGAAACCUUGCAAGAUGUAAACCGUAUCUUUUUAUGUGUGUUGAUUGGCGUCCUUUCAAAGCAGUCCAACCGUAGUCGCGAAAUCAAACUUCAGGAAGGGUUUCCGUCGGCUGAUUUCUUAGAUGCACUUGGUCGCAUAGACGAGAACACUCUACUCUCGGACUCUGAAACGAAGCAAUACAUAUCAUAUGCAGUUUGUGCAUUAGUCCAACAUAAUUCGCGAUGUUCAAAAUCGUUCGAUUGGAUGAGAGUAUUUAAUGCAACAGAGUUUAUAGAUCCGACUUGGACGUUCUUGAAUUCGAUUGAAGUACGCGAUCUUGACGCUGACGAAUCAAAGCAGUUUUGCAAGUCUUUUAUGAUAAAUGUCAAACCAUAUGUCGAUGCGGCGAGUGACCAUACUUAUGUGAAACUAUAUAAAUUUUUUAUCGAAAUAUCCAACGGCAUUUACAUUCUAUCCUUUAUUUGGACGACCUUCACUAGACCUGAUGAGCAAUUGACUCAGGCUUGGAAAGUGCGUCUGGGCCAAAUAAUCAACACAGAUGACGCAAUGAAAUUACUUAAUCAUUAUUAUGAAGUCCCAAAUGAUCUGGAUAUCGAGUACAGCUCCGUGUUCGUCAAGAGAGCUAUGAUACUGUUCGACGUUUACAAGAACUGGAAGAAAGAUGAUCUCAAUGCAUUCGUUACCUUGUUUAAAGAACUACAAUGGACUUCGGAAGAUCAAAUGGAAGUGCUACGACGUGCAUCAAAUUGUCGGCGCAUGGAAGUAUUAGAAAUAUUUGUGAAUCUAGUGGAAAUUGUUCUUGGGAGAACUCGUUCAGACUCAAAUGUGAAUGAAAAAAUAGACGAGUGUUGCUCACAAUGGCUCAGUCGUACAGUAAAUAUGAUAAAGGAAUCACAUAAACAUGUUCGCAAUAAUACGCAAAAUAAUGUUUGUAUGACCUAUCGUCAACUCUCCAUCAUCUACCCUAUCAUUGCAGACAGACCAAAAGUUAAAAACGGAUUGCUUAAAUUUGUCGAAGAAGAGAUAGAUCAUUAUGGGGACGAGCUAAUUUAUGUUGCAGCUAGAGACAUAGGAAACUUGUCAGGAAAAGAUAUCGAGGCAUCUUUUCGAAAGAUUUUGCGUAGAAGACUUGCACAACCUUCUUGUCGAGCGGACGAUAUACUACUGAAAAAAAUUAGGCUGAUAUGCGGUUGCGAUGGCAAACAGAUCCGAGUCCCUAAUGGCUUUUGCGAGGAGAUUAUAUUAUACAUUUUGACUAAAUUGCAAGAAAGCGCUCCGCAUGGAGACAUCGAAAUUAGCGAUGAUUUCCAUAAGAGCUUAUUGGAUUCGUCGAAAUUUUGGAUUAGUCUGUUAACUGCCACAGGUGAAGUAGCUCAUAUUAGGCAGAAGCAUAUAUAUAGCAUAAGGGUUAUAAAAGCUAUCAAAGAUUUGACGGAAAAGCUUCGAAGUCAAAGAAUCUCACUUGGCAUGCUCCAGUAUGUUCUCAAUCAUACGGAUAAAGAUCUCGCUGAAUAUUUAGCCAUUAUUAAUGACAGGCAGUCUCUUCCCAUUGAGCCGUCAACUCUUCGAGUAUUUCGAGACACACACGCUGUCUACUAUAAGACAUUACGUGAACUCGGCGAUUUUUAUGAAAGAUUUUGUCAGAAGGCUGGUGACGUUAUAACUUAUAUUGGUGACAUCGCUGAAAGAAGAAAUUCUCUUGAUAGGACUCGAUAUAGGGACAUUUUGUCAAAGGAACACUGGACAAUGCAUCAACCGAUAAUGACAAUUGCGGAACGCGCAUCUUCAUACGCCACAUUAGUAACAUUUAGUAAUGUUUUUGAAAUGUCCUUAAACAAAGUAAUUGAAGCAGAGGCGAUGAAUGUUAUAACCAUUUCUCAAAAAGUAAUGUUUGCAGCAUUCGAUGAAUAUGAUAAAAUACGAGUUUCUCACAAAGAUUGGACAAAUUUAACGUUCAAGAAUGCAAAGCUAGUAUGGAAUAAUGUCAAAGACGUGAGGGGAGAACUUGACUUCAUGUUAAAAGACAUGAAAAUAAAGGCUUCGGAGGAUUUGUUCAGGUCUAUUUCAAUUUUGUCGAAAAUAUCCAAGUGGCAAGAGCGAGCGGAAUAUCUGGAUGCAGUUGUGGAUAUUUUCGAUGUCAAGAAAGACAGUGGUACAGAUUUUAAGCAAUUGAGCCUGCAACUUAAGAACGAGGAAGGAAUGUUAAAAGACUUGAAGGCGGUGUUCGAUAAGUUUGACAACAGAAUCAAAAUUCUCAACGAUGAUUGUUGGAAGAUGAUCAGGGAAAUGGCCAAUGCACGUGGUUUAUUGAAAUGGCUUGAUGGACUUCGGUCGGACGCGUUGAAUAAUGUAAUUAACGGAGCAGAUGAUCAAUCUGAUGAACAUUUGAUCCAGGAGGACACAGUAUCUGCUCUCAUGGAAGUUAGACAAUUUGUGACCCCGCUUAAGCCACCCGAGCGCUUGAAAAUUGAUGAAUUUUUCAAAAAUCUUCGCGAAUUGACUAACAAUAACAAAAUGCUUGCGGAGAGAAUCUCGCGUUGUAGUGCCAACUAUUCUGCUCUGAGAAACAUGUAUGAGGGAAUUAAUAAUAGGGGAGAAGUCACGAGAGUGCGCAUUAAAAAUGCCGCGACCCGAGGAAUAUACACAUUUACCCGUGAUCAAAAUGAAGACCAGUGCUCCGUCGAUUACGGCUUAGCGGAAUUGCAAGAUUUGCGAGGUCGUGCUCUACUUAUUGCUAAACAGGAGACGGCAACUUUAGCUUCUAACAAAGAAACUGGCCGAGAUGAUUUGGAACAAGAGGAUAUGCGUGCAGAUGACGUGAUGAUGAAAUUCGUUCGUCAAGUAGACUUUGUAUACCAAAUUAUUAAAGUUGCAUCGAAACUUAUAGAAUUGGGACAUUUUGCUUAUCGUAACUUUAAUGAGGUGACUCUUAAUAUUGAAGAUAUGGAAGAAUUACUUGAUAGAUUGCAAAAUGAUUUGAGGGAUUGGGAAGAUAUUGUAAGUGAAGCACAAGAAGAUUACUAUUACUUGACAUUCUAUACCGGAAGACAUAUUUUAGCGUUUUAUGAUUAUUUCAGUCAAGAUACAGCCGUCGAUGACGAUCACAGACAACUUUGCCAGACGUUGUUAAAUUUCGUAAAUCCCAAUGCUCAUCUGGUAUCAACCGGUGGGAUUGUGAAACUGGAUUUGGAGAGAGAAAACUACAAUGAAGUGCUAUGUAGUAUCGGACAAAGACUUUCUGAUAUAUUUAGUCAUGUGGCCGUUGUUAUCAGGGGAAUUCCAUCCGGCACAAUAAAGGAACCAGUCGCCUCUGACAUUGCUCGAACUGGAGAGUUGUUUGUAGCAGCAUGCAAUGACAAGUUUCGAGUUCCAAAUAUCAUUAUGUCGUUGUAUGCUAAUCGCGGCCUGUACCCUGAAUCCUGGCAGGUUUUUAUAUGCCGAACAACAACUACUGCUGAAGAACUCACGCUGUUUGUUAAAAGGUGCUUUUUUGCGCCAAGAAAUAAAUACGGGGAGCACCUGUUCUGUAUUGCUAAUUUAGAAUUCCUUGAAUUUGAGCUUCAAUACAAUCUAGUCAACGAUAUAAGAACGCUGCUUAAUCGAGGAGAACCCUUCAAUUUAGCUUUGAUCUGUUGCAGAGAAAACGGAAUUCAUCAUCAUAUUCUUGACCAGUUUUCAAAACAUGUUGUCAAUACUGUGGGACUCGAAAUAUCUUCCAUGAAAAACAUGUAUGAAGAACUCUGUCCAAAUGUCAAAUGCGUAUCUUCUGAUUUGUCCGGACAAGGCAAAACAGAGUACAUCAAGCAAACUUGUAUGGAGACCACGUCAAUCCCAAGAAGCGUGCUGAUAAGUGACGGAAUGCGUUAUGACCGACUUGUCAGUCAGCUGCAUGAAUGUAAAUUAAAGCGUAUGGAGAGUUUGCACUUAAAUAUUGUUUCAGUUGACAAUCCUGCUGAAGUCAAUACCUUUAUUUUUGAAUUUCUGACACUUGGCAUUGUGUCUAACAAAGUGAAUAUCUCUAGUCUUCCGAAACAAUCUGUAUUCAUAGAAAUCGCAUCUACUAUGGAACAAUAUCUGCUCGAGUCAUUACCAAUCAUCAAGUGCUUACCACGAAAACAUCUUACGUGGGACAUCAACCGCUUUAUCAUCUCAAGUGAGAUUUAUAAUCCAAUACAGGUGGUGUGCCGCUACUUGGAUGCACUCAUGAAGGGUACAGUUGAUGAUAACGAUAUCUCUUUUGGACAUGGAGGUAUUCAAGAGCCCUUACCCGUCAUGCGUUGUCGAGAACUCAUACAACAUUACUUCUUCGCAAACAAUCCAGCUACCGUUGCUUCUUACCGCUUUGUGGAGAUUUUUAUAAACGUUUUGGCUGAUCAAUUAGUUCGUCUAUCGUUAAGUUCUUUCUUCCGCGUUGAGAACCUCAACUUGAUGUCACAAAAUAGCAAAGUAAGAUCAACGUUAUUAGAAACAUUAAUAUAUGUGUCAAAAGACUUUGCCACACGUUCUGUCGCGAGCAAAGCCGCACAACUAGCGUCAACUGCUAAAGAUGCAGAUAAAGCACGAUUAGCCACCAUAGCGCAAUGGGACGACUCGAAUCAUUUACUAGUGUUCUUCUUGUCACAAACACCAGACUCUAUUUGCGCCCUCUAUCGUGAUAGGAAAAAAGUACCGGAGAACGUUAAACGUCUUUUGUGGAGCCAAAAAGCACAACGUGAAAGUUUGAAAUCGUUUACCUUGGAAGACUAUCAUAAAAUGCUACCUCGAACUCUGCAAGAACGUCUGGAAUGUAUAGCUCGUACAUCGAUGGAAAGUAAAAAAUUUGGUGAUUACGCUCUAUCAGCUGACAAUCUUAUUAAAAUGGCACUUAUUUUGCUACGAGCACGCGCAAAUAUUCCGGUCGUUGUUUGUGGAGAGGCUGGAUGUGGCAAGACAAGUCUAAUAGCCUAUUUGGCAAGAGUCAUUGGUGUCCAAUUCCAUAAUCUCUCUUUGCAUGCUGGCAUUGUUGAGAGCCAGAUUCUUUUAUUCAUGAACAAGGGAAAUGCCGAUGCCGAGAAAACUGAAGAUGAAGUAUGGCUAUUUUUCGACGAAAUUAACACUUGCAACCACAUUGGUCUCCUGGCAGAUCUAAUAGCCCACAGAAUGUUCUUAGGAAAACCAAUCCUUCCGAAUAUUCGCCUGUUUGCUGCUUGUAAUCCUUACCGAUUGUGUGUGAACAAUGAUAACGUAGCAGGAUUAAAGAAAACAAGGGUAUACAAAAGUAAUCUUGUCUAUCAAGUUCAUCCUCUUCCUGAUCAAAUUCUUGAUUAUGUCUGGGACUUCGGUGUGCUCAAACCCGAAGAUGAAAAGUUAUAUAUAAAAAUCAUGGUCUCAAGCGAAAUAAAAGAGAAUACAAAGAAUUUUGAUAUGAUCAGCGAAUUGCUUUUUUCCUCCCAAGACUAUAUACGCCAAAUCGAAGGACCGCAAAGCGUAAGUCUGCGCGAUGUCAAAAGAGCAAUCAAACUAAUUAAAUGGUUUCAACAAAGCCUCCGAGACAGAAGGGAACUGAAAGAAAGGAGGAAAAAUACCCGUUAUAAAUACACAACGGGCAGGCAUUUGCCUGAACUUCCCGUUGUUCUAUCGUUGGGACUUUGUUAUCAAGCUCGACUUUACAAACAGAACGAGAGAUUAGAGUACCGUAGGCGGAUGGCAAAGGUUUUCGGGAAAUAUAGCAUUUACUUGACCUCGGAAAACUUUAAAGAUAUGCUUUACGAUGAACAGAAAGAUUGGAUAGAUAGAAUGAUAUGUCCACCAGCAACUGCCCAAAAUGAAGCCCUAUUGGAAAAUGUACUUGUAAUGAUAGUCUGUAUAAUGACACGAAUUCCAGUCUUUAUUAUUGGAGCUCCUGGAAGUUCUAAAUCGCUAUCGAUGCGACUUGUCAGUUCUAAUCUUCGGGGCGUUGAUUCGGAAAAUGCGUACUUUAAAACGCUGCCACAAGUUAUUGUAAUUCCGCAUCAAGGUUCAUCAACUUCAACGUCUGACGGAAUCGAGAAAGUUUUCCAGAAGGCAACAAAGUUUCAAGAAAGUAGAUCCAGAAAUUUCAACGUGCAAGCUGUGGUUCUUCUUGAUGAAGUUGGUCUAGCAGAAACGAGUCCAUUCAAUCCCUUAAAAGUAUUGCAUGGACUUCUCGAACCUAGUUAUCCUGAAAAUGAACCAAAAGUGGCAGUAAUCGGAAUAAGCAAUUGGAGAUUGGACAAUAGUAAAUCAAGCAGGGCAUUACUUGUCCAGAGGCCUCAAUUGGACGAAAAUGACCUUGUGAACACGGCUGAGGCUCUUCUUUUGGAAAACAGGAGGACCUGGCUUUUUGAUGUUAGUUCGAAGAAGCAGAAGAUACAAAGCAUUGCCAGAUCCUACACACACUAUCAAAAGAAUCAGAAAUAUCCCAAUUUUCAUGGUCUGCGUGAUUAUUAUGCUUUGAUCAAAAGUUUGGAUAAAAAGGAGCUUACCGUGGAAGAACUGAUUUAUGAGAACCUGAAAGAGAGGGAUGGAAGGCAUUUAAUGGUUAUUGGGAAAAGUGAUUCAAUUGUUAACCUCAUUACAUACAAUUUGAGGUCACUUGGUAUGGAUCCAAUGGUCCUAUGCGGUUCACAAUUCCCUGAUGAUGCUGACGGAGAUUAUUCUUAUGGCAUACUGAGUAGAAUUAUGAUGUGUGUUGAAGCGGGAAAGCCACUUGUACUAACCGACCUGGAUGCCAUAUAUGGGAGUUUAUAUGACCUUUGGAAUCAGAAUUACAUAACACAUGGUAGCAAAGACGAUCCCAAAUACUAUACAAGAGUAGCUUUGGGAGCUUAUGCUAAUCCACUGUGUUAUGUGCACCCGAAUUUCAGAUGCGUUCUUAUCUUUGACGAAAAACAAGUUGCUGCUGCAGACCCGCCUCUUUUGAAUCGCUUUGAAAAACAACGAUUAACUCUUGAUGAUACACUCAACGGGAGGCAAUAUCAAUUAUAUAUCAAACUCGAACAGUGGGUUAAAUCAAUAUCAACACUGAUGAAAAUGGAAAACGUCAAUGCAGCUAGUGGAUUUACCGAAGCAGAUUUUUUUAUUGGAUAUGACGAGGGCGAAACGCUUCAGAGUCUAGUGAUCCACGAAUGCAAUAAGAAUGCUAACAUUAAUGACGGAGCUAUUUUAGAAAAUUGUAAGGCAAGACUUAUAGACAUAGCAUCAUCAGAUGGUUUAAUCAGAGCUAGUCAUUCUUUAUUAGCUGCAGAGUCGGACGAAGUCAUAUUAUGGAAAACUUCUUACUUAGACUAUGGAGGACAUGAACAUAUAGCGGCAUACUUCGGACAAUUAAGAGAAUGUGUAAGCGAAUUUAAAUACAAUGAAGGUCACCAGCUGAUAAUACACACAUUCAGCAAUAUUAAUACUGAUAUAAAAGAAUGUCUCAGAGAAAUCAUAACGUGCCAAAUGGACAAGCUGUCAACUUUCAAAGCCGAAUCCCAAUUACAAAACAGAGUUAAGCAUUUUUGGUUUGAGAGUGAAGAUCAGUUGCUAGUUCUUCAAUGCGAUCUAUCAAUAACACAGCCAGGCUGUAUCAGAUUAGCAAAAUUUAUUAUUGAACAAUUCCGUACAGAAUAUCUUGCAAUAAGGACUAAGGAUAUGCCUCCCAAACAUGCGUGCAUUAUAUUACAUCAUCAUAGAGACCAGGGCAACAAAAGUUCGUUCAAUUUUAUGUGCGGAUGGGAUCAGAUUACUAUUGAGUCUUUAGGAACCCAAGAAAAACCUUUGUCCGCUUUCCUGAAUGGCAAUCUCUGUGAUAUAAUCGACUCAAUUUAUCCUUUCGAAGAAAUCUUGCAACAAGAGCUGAUCUGGUGCUUGCUUUGUAUUAAAUACCCAUCGCCCGGACAAUCAGUCGAUCGUAUUCGACUAUUGGUAGACGAAAUCUCCAGCAACGAAGCAUUUAUGGAAGUUUUGAAGACAAGAGUUAUGUGCUGGAUAAAGAAGAAUAUCCAAAAAAACUGGCAACUACAAGUAGCAUUGGAUAAAAAAUCCCUCUAUCUUCAUUCGUCGUUUUUAAAUGCAUUACUGGCUCACGUCCGCAUGCUUGUCAGGAAACCUAUCGCCCAAUUAUUGUACGAAUUGGAAAAGCAAAAUGCUCUUCUCACCUUCUUCCACAUUACCAGGGAAGUGGCUGACAACGGAAAGCUGCUCCGUUUGUGGACAGAUACUCUUAUGGACAAAAAUGUUAUAGAUAUUGAAUUGACCACAGAGCCAAAUCCAGAAGCCUAUAACAUAACGAAUCACCUGUACGAUUUUCGAUUCCCGUUCUCAUCCUAUUUUAUGGAACAAAUCAAUAGUUUCAAAGGGUUAUAUUUGGAGGCGGUCGCCCUUUUAGAAGAGGAAGAUGAGAACUUUGAUGAAAAUGGGGAAUUGCUACCUCGCCUGAUUGAAGACGAGUUAAAUAGUUUUGCAAAGAAAGUUGGGUAUCUUUUACCACUACUCAAAUCUGUUUCGUCUUCGGAUCUUUAUUUCAGAGACUUUGUGACCGUUAUUGCUUCGAAUUAUGGUGGUGACAGAGUUAGUCAAUUUCUCGCUAACCUUAUCAGUCAUACGAUUGGCCAAGAGAAUGUGCUGGAUCCUAUCAAGCUUCAUGCAUGCUGGUGGACAAAGUCAGACGCUGUGCUGGCACAAUUGCAGUUGGCAACGUUAUGUCCGACUAUCAUCAAUGCGGCGCUAGAUUACAAUGAGGAUGGGGCUAAUAAUUUUGAGGAAUAUUUGGUCAACGAAGUUACUAAUAUGACGCUAGGACGUUUGAAAAAUCUCUCAGAUGCCGACGACCAGAUGAUACAGUGGCAAUUGGAGGCAACGCACAUUCUGUCGCUCUGCUCUCAAAUCUCGGUAUCUUCAUCGGUGCUUUCAUUUCAGCUACUCAGGUUAUGUACUUAUUUGCUUUCAACUCGGGCUGUCCCUCUUAAUCAACUUGUAGAAAUUGUCAGAGAAAAUGACAAUAUCUUAGAGGAUCAAUUUAUAAAUCAUAUAUUCAAUGUUAUGGAUGGAUUCGAGCCAACAGAAAAGAACUUAACCUCCCGUCAAGCAUUUAUACUACGCUACAUGGACUUGAUUCCUAUAGAAUCACCAGCAAGAAUACUUCUUUAUGAAAAAAUAUUUGCGCCGGCAGAACCGCUACCGUUUACCGCACCAGUCAUCAACCAUAUUUUUGGGCAGGAAGUUGAUGAUAUCUUUCCACUAAUAGUCGGAGAUUUCGAUAGAGCGUUAGAAAUGUCCCAACACCUACAAAUUAUUAAUACUGCACUCUCAAAGCAUGAUCCUGAUUCUCUAAUGGCAGCUCUUUGUUGUGAUGUCAUUCAGCAGAAUUUCUUUGGUGAAUUAGGCAUGCAGCAGCUUUUAGAGCUCUUUCAUGAAGCAACUCAAACUAUUCGUGCCACUACCUCAAGUGUCUUGCAGAUCAUCUGUUCCAUCGCUUUAUUGAAACAAUUUACCCAUACACUUUGUGAAUUUAUCGACUUGGAGAACGCAAGGACUCAAACGAUUCAGUUCGACUUUAUGGAGACAGAUGACCUGAUGGAAAAUAUGAAUCAUAUAAUGGGUUUUGAUCAUCCACAAAUUCACUCGAUCCAGGUUUACUUUAUGAAGCGUCUUCGUUCUCGUGGAUUUACACUAGACGACAUCAGGAAAUUUAGUAACGUUCAAAGUCGCGUAUUUCCUUGGUUAGAAAACUUAAAAUGGGCCGACAGUGAAGAUGACACUCGUCUUCCUUUCAAUCCAUACUAUAUUACUCCAGGAUAUGCGAAUGCUGAAAGAGCUUACUCAGUCUUAAGUAGGCUUCACGACAAGACUCCCUUACAUGAACUUGUACAAGAAGCAGCUAAACCUGGCAAUAUUAAUGUGCGCCUUGCUUUAAUGGGCAUAAUUGUAAAUCAUUUAUAUGUCAUAAGAACACGAGGAUUCAGUCACAGCGAAGAAGGGGUUGCUGGAUUUCUUGCCGUACAACUUAACACUAUGAAUACUCAUCCAGUAUACAAGAGGGUAGCGCUAAGCACUAUCAAGAAUGGAAAUCCCCUACUGCAAGUUUUGCCACAAAUUGACAACACAGAGUUAAUAAUGAAAUCCGUUCUAAUUCAUAUAAUUGCAGUCCAUGCAUCACUUCCAGAAGAUCGUUCACCAUUGACUUUGUACUUGCAUAGAUUGGGAGGAACGAAAGGAAGUUUCAUAUUAACUUCUCCAUCAGAUGAACAAUCUAUGAUCUUUAAUUUGCUUCGUCGUGAAGGCAACGUCACUCGAUAUCGAUGCCAGUGCGGCUAUAUGUAUAUAGUAGCUAAUUGCGGGAAGGUAAAUCAAUCUCAAACAUGUCCAGACUGUAAGAUAACUCUUGGUGGUGAGAAAUCAGUAGCAGCCCCCGGCCAGACUAAACUAGACGCUAAUCCCGUGAGGACGUUUAACAAUCCAGACACGCCCGGUUAUAUCUUUGAAGCUGUAACACCAGAUACUAGAAAAACGGUGCGCGCACUGACACCGACUGCGUACCGCGUUCUUCACCUUUUCGUACAUGCUCUGAUUGGAGCAUCUACUACUCCACAGGUAGCCAAAGAAUUUCUUAGUGCUAAUGGUAACAACGUACCAGACUCUGUUUUUUAUUGCCAACAACAUAUAACAAAUGACUGGGAAGUUUUGAAAGCGCUUCUUGCAUGCAACGAUGAAACGUUGGCAUUAAUCAUACACAGUAUUCUGUAUUCUAUCCUGGAAAACGGAACCAACCUAAGUGCACACUUGAAUACGGCGGAGGCUCGGGAUUUAUGGGAACAAGACUUCCUCGAUAGACAUGUUAACCCUUAUACAAGAAAUGUGGCAGCGACUGCCAUGAAUUUACGAGAAAAAUUGGAAAAAGCUAAAACUGAUGGGAAAUCGCAGACGGCAACAUUCGAGGCUGAAAUAAAUGAAGUUUAUCAGACGACUGAUACGUAUCGUAAAUUAUACCUACCAAGACUAUGGAGACGCGUUGAGCCGGCGAGCAAGGAAGGUUUUAAGGCGUAUUUUAUAAACAAUACACAGUACAAAUCCGCUUUUCCGUUCCUCGACUUAUUCCUUGAGUUCGAGGAAAGUUUGUCUCUCGUAAAAUAUCUACGAUCUCUUGUGAAGUUUACUCAAAUCUUGACGAGACGCCUGGCGUAUCGAAUGACACGACAACAAGCGAUGAACAUGACAUUCCGUGAUUUUAUUGAUCGUGAAGAAAACAGAGAUUCAAGACUUCAUCUUGAAACCGCUUUCGAAAAUUUUAUGGAAGCUUGGAAUAAAGUUCAUCACUUGGUGAGGGGUUAUAGAUGUACAUCAUUUGAAUGUCCCCAGAUUUCUGCGUCGUCGCGGCUUGUUCUUGGGCUUGUCGAAAACAGAGAUAUCGGACUGUAUUUGUACGCCAUGUUGAAAAUGUUGAUACAACUUCAAAACAAAUUUCUCGCAAAAGUUGUUCUCAUUCCACCCGGCCGUUGUGGUUCGCUGAAGUUUAUUGAACGCCAGGUGAUGACCGACCAAAAUGCUCGUACGACGCAAUAUUAUAUAAAAUCAGUUCGCUUAGAAGAUGCGCGACGAUCAAACUUGAUAGAUUACGAGUGGAACGAUGAAAUUUUGAAGUAUAGCCAGCGUAACUUGGAGCACGGUCGUGGUCAAGAAAUUUCUUACGAUCUAUACAAAAUUGAAGCAGAGAUCGCACGAUGGCUUGUAUUUAACAAAGUAUUUUUGGAAGACAGUGAUGACGAAAUAUCAUUUGGAAUGUUCCCUUACCACAGGGAUAUGUUUCAAAGUUCGCUCGGCAUUCUCCAAGAAAUCAAAACUAAAAUACCUCAAGAACCGAUUCCUCAGGUGCUAAUUGCUCAAAUUACAGGAUCCAUAGAAAACGGUAAUAUGGAGGAGAUCCGUUUGCUGGAGGAUCCGCAUACUUUAUUAUCCGCUCUUGAGAUCCUGAUAUGCUUUGUGAAAAGAACAAGCCAUAACAAUAACCAAAUCCCUAUCAGAGAUUAUGUUAACGAUUGGUUAAAUUUAUCGACUCUUGAACAUAACGCGGAGAUAAAAAAAAUACUCGAUUUGGGUUUAAAGCUCAUGCAUGUGGUCUCGUUAUAUGAACUUGUGGAAGACCGAGUAGGUGACGUAGUCAUCGGUUGCAUUGAUGACAAGUAUAAGGAACCGCUUACGAUCGAGUUGGUGAACAGCCUUAACGAAGCAUGCACAUAUGAUGAUGCUAAAAAUAAAAUUCCCGCUGCAGCCUUUGCUAGAGCUUUGAAGCGAUUCGCAUUAAGGUGCCUGUCAGUAAAGCGGACACCUCCUGUUAAAGAAGGGGAUCAUCUAUCGACAUGGCUGGAAUCAACGAACUAUUGGACGGACAAUGUAUCUGAAGAACUUCUUGAAAAUCAGCUUCCGAAAAAAUUAAAAGUUUGCCACACACACGCUGUCUACGACUUGAUCAAAAAGGAGAUUGAGGUGAGUUAUUUCGAGACAUUUAAUGGAACGGUUUUAAGACUAUUUAGGUUGUUACUUAAUUUAACUAUCUUACCGCCAGUGGAGGAAUCGCAAACAGGAACGAAAACAUCCGCAAAGGUUUACGCUGCCCAACAAUAA